UAUUGUGUUGCAAGCACUAUAAUAAUGGCGUCGCGUUGCGAUUGCACAGGUAGCAAUGACUCUUUGUACGGGGAUCGAUGUAACUUUCACUUAGUUGUCCCAUCCUGCAUAAUAAUUAUGUAUUGUAUACCUCUUGUGAAAUGAAGACAGUAACCUAGUUAGUGUUAUCAUAGAGCAAGCUCUAUGCUGAGAUCUACUCAUGCUUGGUAAGCGGUUUGUAGCAUCCUCCUGAAACUUCCGCGGGGGAACUUACAAGAAUGAUCUGAUCAAACGAGUGCACCGCAGGGAGAAUUUAUAGUACACAGUUGAUCAGGAGUGCAAGUUAAUUUCCUUACAUAGGAAUUUACGAUCCAGCAACUGGUCGUGUGACUGUGAAGUGUGAGUAUUAAAGGCAGUGAACACUAAGAUCUGUUCUCUUCAUCAUGGAAGAUGUGGAGAAAAAGACAACAGUAGCAUCAUGUGAUGCCCAGGAGCAGCAUGGAGGAGUAGCAUCAUGUGAUGCCCAGGAGCAGCAUGGAGGAGUAGCAUCAUGUGAUGCCCAGGAGCAGCAUGGAGGAGUAGCAUCAUGUGAUGCCCAGGAGCAGCAUGGAGGAGUAGCAUCAUGUGAUGCCCAGGAGCAGCAUGGAGGAGUAGCAUCAUGUGAUGCCCAGGAGCAGCAUGGAGGAGUAGCAUCAUGUGAUGCCCAGGAGCAGCAUGGAGGAGUAGCAUCAUGUGAUGCCCAGGAGCAGCAUGGAGGAGUAGCAUCAUGUGAUGCCCAGGAGCAGCAUGGAGGAGGAGCAUCAUGUGAUGCCCAGGAGCAGCAUGGAGGAGUAGCAUCAUGUGAUGCCCAGGAGCAGCAUGGAGGAGUAGCAUCAUGUGAUGCCCAGGAGCAGCAUGGAGGAGUAGCAUCAUGUGAUGCCCAGGAGCAGCAUGGAGGAGUAGCAUCAUGUGAUGCCCAGGAGCAGCAUGGAGGAGUAGCAUCAUGUGAUGCCCAGGAGCAGCAUGGAGGAGUAGCAUCAUGUGAUGCCCAGGAGCAGCAUGGAGGAGUAGCAUCAUGUGAUGCCCAGGAGCAGCAUGGAGGAGUAGCAUCAUGUGAUGCCCAGGAGCAGCAUGGAGGAGUAGCAUCAUGUGAUGCCCAGGAGCAGCAUGGAGGAGUAGCAUCAUGUGAUGCCCAGGAGCAGCAUGGAGGAGUAGCAUCAUGUGAUGCCCAGGAGCAGCAUGGAGGAGUAGCAUCAUGUGAUGCCCAGGAGCAGCAUGGAGGAGUAGCAUCAUGUGAUGCCCAGGAGCAGCAUGGAGGAGUAGCAUCAUGUGAUGCCCAGGAGCAGCAUGGAGGAGUAGCAUCAUGUGAUGCCCAGGAGCAGCAUGGAGGAGUAGCAUCAUGUGAUGCCCAGGAGCAGCAUGGAGGAGGAGCUAAUAACCACGGCGAUAGUUGUCAUGAAGAGCAACAACCACUGCACCAAAUGCACUGUCAACACUUGCAAAGCACUCAGGAAGCAUGUCAACCCCAGCAAUGUUUUGUACCACCAUCAACACCAACAUGUACAUGUACCCAGCCAUCGGUCAUUGGAGAUAUAAAUGUUGAAGGUAGUGGGAAUUUCAUCUUCCUAGGACCUGUCUCGGGAAAUACCUUCAAUGUUUGUAAGGAAACCGGAAGGGGAGAUGAGACUAAGGCGAUCAAACACCAGACAAGGUUGGAGCAAACAGCGGCAGACCACUGUGAGACAGCAAUAAAAAGACGAUACACGAGCACAGGGAGCUUUGUAAAAGGCAUUCCAUGGGAAGAUGAUGACACUAAACAUGUCAAGGACAUCUAUACCAAAUUGUUGUUAGAAACUAAUGAGAGUUUAAAAUCCUAUAAUGAAAUCUUUCAUCUGGCCUCAAAAGAGGGUCUUCCUAUUAAACGAGUUAUUUUAAACGGAGUAGCUGGAAGAGGGAAGUCCACUCUUGUUGAUAAAAUGGCAUAUGAUUGGGCAGUUGGCGCUUCUACUGCAAUGCAAAGCUACAAACUUGUCUUUACUUUGAAAAUGAGUGCACUUGACAAAACCUCAGAGCUUAUUGAUGCAAUUUUUGACCAACUUUUAGAUGAGGAUACGUUAGUCAACCGUACAGAUUUGGAUUCAUUCAUCACCAAGAAUCCAGACAAGGUUCUGAUCCUGUUUGACGGUUUUGAUGAGUUAAUUUCUCAUGAUACAACUUCAAUUGGUUCUAUCUUUAAGAUUCUGAAUCGGAAGAUAGGUCGAGAAUGCUUUGUCGUUGUUUCAACUCGCCCCUCUCAUUUUGACAGACUGAUUACAAGAAAUUUGAUUCAAAAACCGUUCGCAAGUGUCAGGGUGAAUGGAUUUGAUUCUGAGAGUAUUGUAAAAUAUGUCAAGAGAUUCUUUGCUGAGGAUGUAGAGAAAGAAGAUGGUCUUAUACAGAGAAUCAAGUCCUCUAACAUCCUUUCUGAUUUGGCGAAGAGUCCAAUGCUUCUGCUCCUCAUGUGUAUACUUUGGAGAGAAGAAUCCAGCCUACCUGAGACAAUGUCACAGCUCUACGGUCAAGCAUUCUUGUAUAUGUUCAAGCGAAAGUCAGAUGUGCCUCAAGAAGAAGUAUCAAAAGUCAUCAUUGAAAUCGGAAAGAUUGGCCUUCGUGGUCUACUUAGUAGCAGUUCAAUCAUGUCAUUUCCAGAAAGAGAGUUUGACAGGACCACUCUUGAUAUGGCUAUAAAAGCCGGCAUUCUGACAAAACAGAGAGUCUUAAAGUGUUUUGAAAGUCAUAACAGUAUUCAGUUCAUUCACAAGACCUUUCAAGAACUUUGUGCUGGGAAAUACUUGAACAGCUUGUUGAAAGAAGCAACAGUAGACUUUCAGAAAACUCUCCGUCAUAUUGUCUGUUCAUCAGUAAAGGAUCCUUGUGAGUUUGAGUAUCUUUUACGCUUUUGCUGUGGUGAUGAUGAGGCCUGUACAAACAUGAUUCUUGAGUCACUUGUAGAAAGGCUCCCAAAUGACCAAAGGGUUUGGAAGCUAGUUCUUGAUUGCUACUUUGAAGGCCAGUCAGAUCAGUUGCCCCCAAAUAAAAUUGUUCAAUCACUAAUAACUCAAGAAAUGUCUUUUCAGCAAUUGGACCAAGACUGCCUCAACUCAUUUAUAUGGUUCCUGGAUCAUAUAACCAUCAUGAUGAACAAUGGCGGGUAUAAUUACCUUGCAAAGGUUUCAAAGAUACACAUAGAAAUGUGUGAUCUACCAAUGAGGUUCUGUGAAGGUUUAGCAAAGUCCUUCACUGCAAUGACGAAUCUAACGGCUCUGACACUGACUCGGUGCAAAAUGACUGGAAGAAAAAUGCAUUGCAUUGUAUCGGCUUUGAGCAAAGCAGCCAAACUGUCUCGGUUAGAGCUUUCAGAAAAUGAAAUGACAGAUGACAAAAGAAACCAGAAUGCUGCAGCUUGGGUAGAUCAGGUGCAGUUCAUCAAAAACCUCUCGGUACUACACUUGAAUGAUUGCUCAUUGACAGCCGCUGUUGUUGCAGCAGUUCUUAGCCAUAGGACUGGCUUGACUGAGUUGGCAAUCGCUAACAAUGAGGCAUUGGGCGGCUGUGCAAAACUGUGGUGCCAUCAUUUGAGAUACAUGACACAGCUUCAUAAGCUCGACUUGAGUGGCUGCUUAUUGAGAGGUGACGAUUUGAAAUAUGUAAUAUAUUCCCUGUGUGAGCUUCCUGGAUUUACCAAUUUGGUACUAAAAGAAAGUCACACCUUGGCGAUUGGUGGCCAUGAACCAGCCUUAUCCCAUUUGAGGCUGUUGAAACAUCUUGAAAAGUUGGACAUGAGUUCUUGCUCAUUGACAGGUCAACAUGUGGCUCACAUUUCUGAAUCGCCAAAUGACCUGCCGAAUCUGGUGGAAUUGAAGCUCUUCAAGAAUAAAAACUUGGGAAGCUGUGCAGCAGUUUGGUCCUCUCGGUUGAGGUAUCUGGAAAAGCUACAGAAACUCUUCAUUGGUGGUUGCUCUUUGAUAGAUGUAGAUAUGGUACAUGUUGCAAUGUCACUGUGUGGUCUGACCAACUUGGAAGAGUUGCAGCUGAUAGGAAAUACAUCUCUGGGUGCCUGUGCUGCAACAUGGGCUCACAGUUUAAGGCAUCUGAAACGUCUCAAGAUACUUGGUUUGAGAUUCUGCUCUCUAACGGGGGAAGAUAUGGGUUAUGUUACUGAUUCACUUGGAUUUCUGCCCAUGUUGACUGUGCUGAUACUAGAUGGAAAUAUGGCUUUGGGCAACUCUGUUGACCUAUGGUCGGGCCAACUGAAGAACUUAAAGUCCCUCAAAGAGCUAGAGAUGGCCAAAUGUGCGCUGACAGGUCCAGAUAUGGAACACGUUUGUCAGUUACCCAACCUGGUUGAAUUGAGGCUUCCCUCAAACCCAAAGUUGGGUGGUUCUGCAUCAACAUGGGCCUCUCAUUUGAGCAACUUGGAAAACUUACAAAAGUUUGACUUGGGUUUCUGUGCAAUGACUGGCAAAGAUAUGCCAUGCAUUCUUGAUGCAAUUUGCCACCUGCCAAACUUAAUCGAGUUCAAACUCUAUUCAAAUAAAGACUUGAGUGGCUCUGUGGAUUUGUGGUCAGUUAAUCUGAAAGGUAUGACACAGGUCAAGAUACUUAACUUUGGUAAUUGCUGCCUUACAGGUGCUGAUAUGCUUCAUAUGGCAGUCUCACUCGGUCAAAUGACGAACCUAGCAGAAUUAGUGCUUUAUGGUUGUACAGCUUUGAGUGGUACUGUUGAAUCAUGGUGUCAUCACUUGAAGAAUAUCAAGAAAGUCGACUUGAGUGGCUGCUUUUUGACCGGUGGAGAUAUGACAAACUUGAUCAAGUCAUGCCAAGGUUUUUAUUACAGCACAUCUGUCUUCUCAUAUGACAUAAAUACAUGAUCAUACACUGUAUGUACAGCAUUCAUGAGGAACCUACAGAAUGUCUUAACGAUAGAUACAUAUUCAACUCCAACAAUUAUAAUGCAAACAGUUGACAGCUGUCGAUUUCACCAAACUCUUCCUAACUUAAGACUAAUCUUAUGACUUAGGACGAGUCCCAACCCUGCA
Molecule: messenger RNA, 5036 nt
Organism: Asterias rubens (European starfish)
Lineage: Eukaryota; Metazoa; Echinodermata; Asteroidea; Forcipulatida; Asteriidae
Exons: 4
Coding region: 423-4868 (1481 amino acids)
Source: RefSeq, a predicted model, not a curated record